AUGACGCUAGAGGAAACUACUACCAGUAUGCCUGGGGAAAUCAAUGACGUGGACGCACUCACCAAUGGGACGGAUUCAAACACGGAAUUUAACGGAACAGAUCAAAAUAUCUCGCGUUUCAUCAAUAAUAGAGGCCCCGCUUACUGGUACUUCAACGUCAUUACUGUCGUUUUAGGUUUGGUGGGAAACUUCAUGAUUUUUCCUUUAUUGGGAGGCGUCAAAUUUUCCAGCCUGUCCUUUCCGGUGUACUUGAGAUUUCUGGCUUUCUCAGACUGUCCAGUCCUCAUGAUUUUCUGCAUAAAGGAAUCACUAAGAUAUUUCCAGUCUUCUUAUCUUAUUGGAAGUAACUUGGCCGUUUGUACGCUAACGAAAUUCAUAAAGAACACAACGACAACGCUUUCACCCUGGUUGGUCGUUGGGUUGACACUAGAUCGGUUCUACUGUGUCGUUUUUCCGCUAAAACGUGAUCGUAUCUGCACCCGAAGAAAGGCCACGAUCGUCUGCUCGUGUCUGACUGGUUUUUCGGUAGUUCUAUCACUCCCACUUUUAAAUGGAGUGAAGACUGUUCCAGGGUCACAAAUAUGUUUUAUAAAAGAUUACUUAGUGAGCUACUCUACUUUCAUACGUAUGGUCCUAACGGCUAAUCUGCCGUGUCUCUUGAUCCUCGUCCUGAACAUUGUGAUUGGAAUCCACAUCCAGCGCAGCGUUACGUUCAGAAAGAGAUUCACCUCCACCAGUUCUGGCUCCACGGAAAACAAGCUGGACAAGUCACUUCUUCCUCUCAUGCUGAUCUCCAUAAUGGCGUUCGUAACUCUCUUACCUUCAUCCAUUGCAGACAGUGUUGUUCUGAUCCUCCUAGUUACUAAAUCAGAUUUUAAAACCCUGACCUUCAUCUUCAAAUUGUGGCCGGUGUUUAAUAUUUUAUAUCUAAUGAAUUUUGGUCAGAAUUUUUACAUCCUAAUGGCCAGUUCAGCUAACUAUAGGAAGAUCAUCAAGACCAAGCUGAAAUGCCAAAAUGUCAACGGGCGGAAUAACAAUGACACGGUGUCAAGAACUCCUGGCCAGGUUUCAGCGUUUGUCAACUUCAGAACUUAUAUCAACGAAUCGAGCACUAGACAAUCUGAACAACACAGUCAGACAUCAGUUACCUCCCCUACACUGGGAUCUGACGAUUGCUGUACUGAUUUCACGGAAAUUACUAAGUGA
Messenger RNA from Gigantopelta aegis, 1206 nucleotides. RefSeq names its product lysophosphatidic acid receptor 4-like. Gene Ontology annotation, cellular component: plasma membrane. The transcript has a single exon. Gene Ontology annotation, biological process: G protein-coupled receptor signaling pathway. Gene Ontology annotation, molecular function: G protein-coupled receptor activity. The record is from RefSeq and is a predicted model, not a curated record. NCBI's taxonomy places the organism in Eukaryota, Metazoa, Mollusca, Gastropoda, Neomphalida, Peltospiridae. Bases 1 to 1206 code for a protein of 401 amino acids.